Fonsecaea nubica is the source of this 1686-nucleotide messenger RNA. RefSeq lists its product as hypothetical. Lineage: Eukaryota; Fungi; Ascomycota; Eurotiomycetes; Chaetothyriales; Herpotrichiellaceae. Bases 1 to 1686 code for a protein of 561 amino acids. The transcript has 3 exons. The record is from RefSeq and is a predicted model, not a curated record.
AUGCGCCUCCUUUUCCUACCGUAUAACCCGGUGACGGAUUCUCAUGACAUUGACGAGACAGCAGAGGAGUCCCCGCAACAGCAUGCCGCAAGGGUCUACCACCGCAAGGCCAAGUCCCUCAAGACGCCUGGCCUUCGCGGCCAACGACCCUCUGCAGGUAAGGGCAUGAAAGAGACUGUUACAAGGGUUGUGCAAGCAUCGUUCCCCGAAUCAAGCAGCCAUGGGCAAAUGAGAUCCAAACCUCCGAUUCCCGAUCCGAGCACCGUACUAGGGGCCGGCAGACUUGACCCGUUCAACGCCUAUUGUCUGCCGGACCAGCCUCAGAUGGUGCAUGAAAUGCUUGACCAUGCCGUCUCGUACCAGUGGUCCCUCUUUGCCGCCGAUGACCGGCCAGGAUCUCUGCUCGCGGCGAAAAAGUCAGUCAUGGACACUGCGAUCCGCUCCCCAUUGUGCUUUCAUACCCUCGUCUAUACCGGUGCCGCACACAAGGCUUUCCACCAAUCUCCAACGGUGGACAAUUCAAAGAGCGCGGUCUUGCGGCUGAAAAGCAAAUUGGAAGCGAUCAAGUCGCUCAGAGAAGCCCUCCAGUCUCAAGCGUCAGCCCUAACCGACGAGGUCAUCUUCGCCAUGGCCAUGUUGGCAAUCGUCGGCUACGGAGAGAAGGUGACGGCGGCAGAAAAGCGCGAGAAACGAACAAUGUCGGCCCAGCAAGAUGGCCAGUUCUACUCCAGCCAAGAGUACGAAUGGCGACACAUGAGGGCUGUGGUCGAGAUCGUCAAGAUGAAAGGCGGAUUACAUACGAUCCGACUCCCCGGGCUUGCCUUUGCCCUUGCUUCCUUCGAUAUCCACACAUCGAUCAUGUUUCAGAGGAAGCCCUCCUUUCCGCUAUUCAUGCCCUCUUCGUCGGCCAUCAGCUCCUGGCCCACCAGCCACCCCGGAAGUCUCGCAUCUCAGAGAUGCCCCAAUCUGGCCACCGGCUUCGACUUUCUCGCAGAUCUGGACCUGCCGCCAGCCCUCAAAAUGCUGCAUGUUCUACACGACAUGCGCGAUCUGAUUAUCGCUUUCGACAGCUACCAACGCGGCGACCGUCGUGAAGCUCCCCCGAUCAGGAUGAUCAUCUUUGCACGAAACCUGAAUCAGCACGAGCUGCUGACCCUGCCGGACCUGUCGGAGGAGCUGUUUUCAUCGUCGUCAAGCUCGGUCCACCCUGCUAAGAACCCAGCCCUCGUACAAACACAACGUCGAGCACUCGCGGCCUACGAGCUCUGUCGCCUAUGCGCCUUUGUCUUCCAGGUCACGGUCCUCCUGCCCAACCUGCACGACAAUGUCGAUGUGACGAUUCCGUACGCCGAGCGGGUCAAGCGAUGUCUGCAACACGCCACGACUCCAGACUUGUGUUUGCACCCCGAUCAGACCUAUCGUCCUCUCCUCCUCUGGACCGCGGUCAUGACUGCGUGGUCCGUGAAGAGCACCUUUCUCUACGACUGGUUCGUCGAGUUCCUCGUUCAACACGUCAGCGCUGCCGAGAGUGUCAAAAAGGAGGAAGUUCCCUGGGAGAUGACGACUGUCAAGGACAUGCUCGCCCGGUUCCUCUGGCUGGGUAGUGAGUGCGAGGUACCGUGUGCGGAGAUUUGGCACGAUGUCAAAGCCUCGCUUGGUCGGGACGAGCAGUGCGUGUUUUGUUAG